AUGUCGACGGUCGUGGCUGCACCCAGCCCUGCUCCCAUGUCUGUACACGAUCGACAUCCAAGUCCGCGCUCCUAUGCUCCCUUGGCACCUGCCAUGAGCUCAACACCAGUAGAAAGAUAUGGAAGUGGUGCAAUAGAAAUACCUGCGACCGACAGAACCCCACCGGGAGGAAAGAGAUCCCCAUUGUUACAACGCAUAACCAGCAAUCCUAAGAUUGUCGUUAAAAAGGAGCCACCAUCCUCACCCUCUCUGAACCCGAAUGCGCGACAUCGACCACGCAAACUUGAUUUGAACACUACUACAAACAUACCUGGUCCCUUGAGCUCAAGACCUUCCGCAGGCGCCUCGAUGCAUGAUGUUGGCCUAGCAUGUUUGUCGCCUGGCUUUCAGACACAAGAUCCUAGCAUGCGAGAGCAGUUGCAAAGGAGCAUUUCGGUUAGAGAUCAACAGCGGUCUAUUAUCGAGUCGAGAUUACUCAAAUCUGCAAAGGGAGAUCAUACCCCAGAAUCUGCAAGAGCUAUCGAGAAUCCGAAUCCUUUCUCACGAGCUCCAUCCGUAGGCAAAAAGCGUCCGCCACCAUCUGGCCUUUCUAUUGUGCCUCCUCGAGCCGAACAAUUUGCCAAUGAAAGAGUAAUUCAGUCUGCUCCUCUCGGUCAGACAUUUACAGGUCGUGACGCUCCACCACCUUCCAUGCGAGAUCCACAAGCACAAAUUCAUGGCCAUCACGUUCAGCACGUCCCAGCGAUACAGACAAACAACCGACUCCCACCAAUCUUUGAUGUCUUCAGUCAGGAUACGCUGCAACCACAAAGACCGCCGAUCUAUCAUGCAAAUUCUACACCAGUUCACCUACACGGCCCACCUCUACCAUCUCCUGGCUUCCCUCCUCAAACGGCUCAUCCCAUGUCUCAGCCACCACCUCCAAAUUUCGACCGACCACGCGAGUACAGGUCUGCCGAGGAAGCAGUUGCUGAGUUGACUGGCGGACGAGAAGAUCUACAGCCUAAGAUCGUGCAUUAUGGUGCUCGACAGCCACCAACUCCGCCAUCACCCCAUCCACAACGUAAUGACCAUCUUACACCAUACAAGUAUCAGCCACCUCACCUAGAAUCUGGUGCUGGCCGAAGGCGCACUCGCAACGAGUACGAGGCCGACAGUAGCCCACCCCUCGGAAACGGUCCAGACCGUGCACCACGUAUCGGGCCUUUUGGUUUGGGACGUGAUAGUCCUGCAACACAAUCUGCGAAAAAGGAAGAGUUCAUGCACUACAUCUCUAAAGCUUGGGAUCUCUGGCACGCUUGA
Molecule: messenger RNA, 1302 nt
Organism: Lithohypha guttulata
Lineage: Eukaryota; Fungi; Ascomycota; Eurotiomycetes; Chaetothyriales; Trichomeriaceae
Exons: 2
Coding region: 1-1302 (433 amino acids)
Source: RefSeq, a predicted model, not a curated record